Molecule: messenger RNA, 4205 nt
Organism: Heterocephalus glaber (naked mole-rat)
Lineage: Eukaryota; Metazoa; Chordata; Mammalia; Rodentia; Bathyergidae
Gene: Igf2
Product: insulin like growth factor 2
Biological process (GO): positive regulation of MAPK cascade; regulation of muscle cell differentiation; positive regulation of insulin receptor signaling pathway
Cellular component (GO): extracellular region
Molecular function (GO): growth factor activity; insulin-like growth factor receptor binding; protein serine/threonine kinase activator activity
Source: RefSeq, a predicted model, not a curated record
GCUGGGCGCCCGCUGCUCGGGUGACGACUCUACUCCGCCCCGGUCAACACCGUCCCAGGUCCCUGUCCCCGACGUUGCGUCCUUUCCUUGGCUUCUCCUCGCCCCGCGCCUUUCUCCGCGUCCGCGCGGCCCCGGCUUGUCCACCGCCACCUUCCCUGGGCUCCCUCCCGCCCCCCUAGUUCCUCGCCUCCAACUCCCUCCCCCCUCACUCCCGCCCUCUGCCUUCGCCUACCAAAGUGGAUUAAUUAUACGCUUUCUGUUUCUCUCCGUGCUGUUCUCUCCCGCUGUGAGCCUGCCCGCCUCUCGCUGUCCUCUCUCCCUCUUGCCCUGUCUUUGCUCCCCCCACCCGCGUUUCCCGUUCACUCUGUCUCUCUCACUAUCUCUGCCCCCCUCUAUCCUCGGUACAACAGCUGACCUCAUUUCCCGAUACCCUUUCCCCCCCUAAAAGUACAACAUCUGGCCCGCCCCAGCCCGAAGACAGCCCGUCCUCCCUAAAGAAGCAGAAGAGUCCCCCCCCAAAAUAAGCCAUCCCCCCGUUCUGCCCCGUCGCACAUUCGGCCCCCGCGACCCGGCCAGAGCGGCGCUGGCAGAGGAGUGUCCGGCAGGAGGGCCAACGCCCGCUGUUCGGUUUGCGAUAACGCAGCAGGGAGGUGGGCGGCAGCGUCGCCGGCUUCCAGAUACCAAUGGGGAUUUCAAUGGGGAAGUCGAUGUUGGUGCUACUCACCUUCUUGGCCUUCGCCUCGUGCUGCAUUGCUGCUUACCGCCCCAGUGAGACCCUGUGCGGCGGGGAGCUGGUGGACACCCUCCAGUUUGUCUGUGGGGACCGCGGCUUCUACUUCAGCAGACCCGCAAGCCGUGUGAGCCGUCGCAGCCGUGGCAUUGUUGAAGAGUGCUGCUUCCGAAGCUGUGACCUGGCCCUUCUGGAGACCUACUGUGCCACCCCCGCCAAGUCCGAGAGGGACGUGUCGUCCUCUCCGACCGUGCUUCCGGACAAUUUCCCCAGAUACCCCGUGGGCAAGUUUUUCCAAUAUGACACCUGGAGACAGUCUACUCAGCGCCUUCGAAGAGGGCUGCCUGCCCUCCUGCGUGCUCGUCGGGGUCGUAUGCUCUCCAGGGAGCUUGAAGCAUUGAGAGAGGCCAAGCGUCAUCAUCCCCUGACCGUCCUGACCUCCAAAGACCCCGCCCACGGGGAUGAUACCUCUUCGGAGAAGCCCAGCGACCAGAAGUGAGCCAAAUUAUCGUAAUUCUGCAAUGUGUACCAUCGCACUCGUGACCUCCUCUUGACCAGGGACAUUUCCAUCACGUCCCACCUCUAAGAUUUCUCUGUUCCAUUUCCACCCCGGAGGGCUUCCCUGCCCCCAGCCCCUGUGCCCUGCCUCCUCACAUCAGGCUGCUCUCUUCGCCCCGCUCCACCAGGCUGAGGGAGUCAGAGCAACAUCUUCAAAGAUAAAACCCCUUAGAUUUAAACAUCCUCCACAUACACCCUCUCUCAAUUACCCCCCCAAAUUCUAUAUGCACAUCAAAACAGUUGAAAAGCCCUAAAUCUCUCUCACACACACACCAGCCCCCUUAAAACGAAUUGGCUUUUUAGAAACACUAAUUAGCCUUUUUAAAAAACCUAAAAAGUCAAUUGGCUAAAAAGAUACUAAAAAGGAACUGGCUUAGAAACAACUGGAAAAAUAAAGGGAUUUGGCACACCUUUCCCCCUUCCUUCCCGCUUUGGAUCUUGAGUCAGUUGGCUUGGACUUGGGUCCCUGAACCAGUCCAAGGGAGGAAGGGGCCCCAGAAGUUUGCAGGUGGGCAUGCCAGUGCUUCUGCACCAUUGCCCUGCUCAUCGCUUUUGAGCACUUUUGAUGUUGGCUGCCCAAGACCAGCAGCCACCAGACUCAUUCCUCACUCAUUGUCUAUCACAGGAGCCAUCAGGGAGCUGAGCGGAGGGACCCAUUGAGAUCAGAGGAGGAGAACAACAAGAAAACCCAUAUCCCUGAAAAUAAGGUUUAAUUGGCACUAACCCUCACCCCUCAAAUUCUUACAUCUUAAUCCCUACCCUAGAAAGCACACAUUGUCCCUACAGCUACACAUAUACACACAUGCAUGCCCACAUGUGCACCCACCCCACGUACCUGCACACAUAUAUACAUAUACACUCACACAUGCGCGCACACACACACACACAUACACACACAUGCAAUUGGAUGAAAGCAUUAAAAAUAAGCAAAUCUCACUUCGGACCCAUUUCAUGCAGAUCAGGCAGAGUUCCAUCCCAAAUUCCCUGAACUGUUUUCAUGAUUUGAGUUCCCAUGAGCCACCGUGCUCCCCAGACCCCUGCCAGCAUCGAUAGCUACCCAGAGUGAGGAAUGGGUUUGGCCAGAUCAGAGAUGGUGUUGGGAAGCAGGGCGUGCUUUGGAGUAGCCUGCCCCCGAGUGUGCUCCAGGGAGAAAGAUCUGGGGAUCCCCCAUCCUGAGCACCAGAGGUCAUCUUUGCCCUGAUAGUGGGGAGUGUGGGAAGUCUGGCGGUUGGAGGGGUGGGUGGGGGGCACUGGGGGCUGGGUGGGGGGAGGCUCUGGGGUAGAAGGUGGUCCUGGGAGAUUUUGGAUGUUAGAAUCAGGAGGAGAAACGCCUAAACUUGCAGAAUUACCCACAGUAAUCAGGAGCCCAAAUUUAACAUCAAUUGAUCUAUUUCCCCCUUCGUUUCUUGGGGCAUAUUUCCUUUUUUUUUUUUGUCUUCUUUUUUUUUUUUAUUCAGUUAGCUUUUUAUGCGCUCAAAAACAAAUUACUAUACCCAUCCCCGAUGUAACAGGGGAGCAGUGACCCAAGUUAUAUGCACAAAACUACCAGUGUAAUCAUCAGUAUCACCACCACGUCCUGCUCUCCGCCAUUUAUCGCCCUUUGAUUUUUAAUCUGUUCCUGUCGCUUGGAUUGAGUUGAGAGUGGGGCCCCCGUAGGGUACCGGCCACAGUGCCCCACGGAGAAGUCAGGGGAAUCAAGAAGGCCGCUGCCUGGCCUGGUCUCCGGGGAUGGUGGCUGGUCCCUGGAGGCCUUGAGUGGUGGAGGAGGGGGCUGGGCGGUGUCUCCUCGGGUGUCAGGAGGGUGCUCGGAGGCCACAAAGAUGGGGCCCUCAGCUGGCCUGCAGCCAGCCGAGGGGGAAGGGACUGUGGAUGUGUGAGCAGAGACUCCGUCGGGCAGGAGCAAGUGGCCGCCUUCCACACACCUGGGGAGCCCUCCCCCCCCUUUGGCGAUACCUUGUCCACCCCUUGGCACCCACCUUGUCCAUAGGAGGCCUGGGGCUCUGCAGAACCUCCUCUGGGCAGAGCGGGAUGAGGUCAGGAAGUUGGGGAAGCCAGAAAGUUUUGAACCUGCAGAGCGCAAGAGCUUGCCAUUGAGUGGGGUCGCUUGGGCCCCGAGGCCUUUGGGUCUGGCAAUGCCAUGGUAGCCACACCAUGGUGCCUAGGACUGUGCGGGGAACCGGGCGGCUGGGUGGUUUGUCUACCUCACCCCCCACUUUUGCCCCCAGUGCAGCCCCUCUGCAUGAGGUCUGACUAGCAAUUUAGAGGCCCGAGGCUUCUGGGUCCUAGCGACGGGGCUGGUAUGGCCCUGGGGGGCGGUACAUGUCAGUCCAACCCCGAACAGGGGGCCCCUUAGCAAGCAGCUGGAGAAUGGGCCAUUCGGAACAUUGGACAGAAACCCAAAGAGCAAAAUUGUCAGAAUUGGAAAAUACAAACAGAUUGGCUUGAGAUCCAAAAGACUUCUGAGGCACCCUAAAUUAUCUGCCCAUUCUUCUGGAUACCCACCCACUCAGUAUUUUUUGCCUCUGUGGGCUGGGUACUCCUGGGGCGCUUGUCCCUGCCCUCUGUGUCCCCAAUUUUGCAGCUCUCUCCGAGGUCACCACUCUCUUGGCCCGGGCACCUAUCUGGCCUCCUGUGUCUUGGUGUGGCCCUCCAUCUUGUCUCUUCCCUGUGUCCCUACUCCCACACUGUCUUCAGUGGGACCCGCCUCUUGGGUCCCUCCUUUUACAUCAUGUGAAGACCCCCACACGUCGGACACCCAUUGUCACCUGUGCCGCUGUGUCAAUCCAUCUUGCCGCGGCUGUGUCCACCUCAACUUAACUCCUUUAACAUGCUCGUAUUUCUGGCACAACCCAGUGCUUGGGCUUUGUCUUUAACUUGUUAAUGCUUGCAAACCAAAUAAAUCACUAAAAUCACUAUA